AUGGACCUGGUGCCGCACCCGGACAGCCCGCACUCCGACAACAGCGGCGGCGGCGGCGGCGGGGGCUCGGCGUCCGGGGCGCUGUCGUUGCCGGGGGCGUCGUCCGCGGGCGCGGUGUCGGCGCUGGCGUCGCCGAGCCGGUACGAGUCGCAGAAGCGCCGGGACUGGAACACGUUCGGGCAGUACCUGCGGAACCACCGCCCGCCGCUGUCCCUGGCGCGCUGCAGCGGCGCGCACGUGCUCGAGUUCCUGCGCUACCUCGACCAGUUCGGCAAGACCAAGGUGCACACCCCAGCCUGCCCCUUCUUCGGCCACCCGGCGCCGCCGGCACCCUGCCCGUGCCCGCUCCGCCAGGCGUGGGGCAGCCUCGACGCGCUUGUGGGCCGGCUACGCGCCGCCUACGAGGAGAACGGGGGGCGGCCCGAGAACAACCCCUUCGGCGCGCGCGCCGUCAGGCUCUACCUCCGCGAGGUCCGCGACCAUCAGUCCCGCGCCCGGGGCGUCAGCUACGAGAAGAAGAAGCGCAAGAAGGCCCCGGCGCACCCCGUCCCCGCCGCCGUCAUCUCCUCCUCCCACGACGGCAACGGACACCACCACUACGAGCACCAGAUGCCGCCGCCACCACCGCCCGGCGCAGCGGCUUGA
This is a messenger RNA of Miscanthus lutarioriparius, 645 nucleotides long. The record is from the annotation of a GenBank genome assembly. NCBI's taxonomy places the organism in Eukaryota, Viridiplantae, Streptophyta, Magnoliopsida, Poales, Poaceae.